Hypoxylon trugodes is the source of this 3033-nucleotide messenger RNA. Its product is annotated as glycoside hydrolase family 47 protein. Gene Ontology annotation, molecular function: mannosyl-oligosaccharide 1,2-alpha-mannosidase activity; calcium ion binding. The transcript is spliced from 3 exons. The record is from RefSeq and is a predicted model, not a curated record. Gene Ontology annotation, biological process: N-glycan processing; carbohydrate metabolic process. Lineage: Eukaryota; Fungi; Ascomycota; Sordariomycetes; Xylariales; Hypoxylaceae. Gene Ontology annotation, cellular component: endoplasmic reticulum; Golgi membrane. Bases 1 to 3033 code for a protein of 1010 amino acids.
AUGUUGCGCAUACGCAGAUACCGUUAUUACGUUUUCUUUGCCGCGAUUGUCGUGUUCCUCUUGUAUCGUGCUACGAAAGAUGGAGAGCAAUGGGAAUCUGUGUCGGCGUCUAUUCCCUACGUUAAAGCUCCACCGAAGUCAUCGCCCGAGCGAGGUGUCCCUGUAACCAACAAGCAAACCCCUCCUGUUAGAAAUGGUGGCACCGUCCGACCUAUCGAAGAGGAUGACGACUUGACACAGCGAUUACUCGAAAAGACGGAAAAAGAACCCGCCAAGGUCAAAAUCCCCCAAUUGAAACCCACCACUAGCGACGAUAGCGACAUCGAUUAUGAUAUUCCCGACACGGCCACGAAGACGAACUCGCUGAACGAAACGAAGGUACUUGCGUAUGACAAGGACGUUGCUGCAAAAACUACCACCGCUCCGUUACUCGAUAUACCUGAUAAAAAUAUUGGACAAGGGGCUAAAGGUGCUGGGAAAGGUGUACAUGGAGCUCCGGGUCAAUAUAAGAGUAAGACGCAGAGCGCAACCACCACAAUACACUGGAAGAAGUUUCCCGAGCACUUUCCCGUCCCUGAAGACGAGAUCAUUCCAUUGCCGACGGGAAAACCUAAGACUAUCCCUGCGGUGCAAUAUGAUUUCGAGAAAGAGUCGGCAGAAGCUAAGGAGAAGCGAUUGGAUCGUUUAUCCCAAGUGAAAGCCGAGAUGAUACGUGGUUGGAAGGGUUAUAUGACCUAUGCAAGAGGGCAUGACGAAUUGAGUCCCGUAUCCAAGAAAUUCCGCGAUCCGUUUUGCGGCUGGGCUGCGACGCUGGUAGAUGCGCUUGAUACACUCUGGAUCAUGGGUAUGAAAGAAGAAUUUGAUGAAGCAAUGCUCGAAGUCGAGAAGAUUGAUUUCACCACUUCUGAAUUUCGAACCGAAAUCCCCGUCUUUGAGACUACCAUUCGGUACCUUGGUGGAUUGAUAGCCGCUUAUGAUGUUAGUGGAGGCAAGGCUGGAGGCUACGACAUUCUUCUUGAGAAGGCGCUCGAACUUGCCGAGAUCUUGAUGGGCGUUUUCGAUACCCCGAACCGUAUGCCCGUUCUCUACUAUAACUGGAAACCCGCUUUUGCGAAGCUACCCAAGAGAGCUCAGGCAGGAGUAAGCGUUGCAGAAUUAGGAUCUCUUGCUAUGGAAUUCACCCGACUUGCACAAAUCACCAAAGAAAACAAGUACUAUGAUGCCGUAGCACGCAUCACAGAUGCAUUUUAUGACUGGCAAGAGCGGGGAACUACGAUCCUCGGUAUCUUUCCCGAACGGGUUGAUGCAAGCGGGUGUAACAGGACUGCGGAAGCUGAAAUUGCCGCCAAGGAAGCCAAGCUCGAAGAGGAGCGAAAGCUUGAGCAACAGAAGUCCAGUUCCAAGACCACUACGGGUAGCAAGUCCGAUGUCGACAGCGAUAGCCCAAGCAAAUUUUCUAAAGGCGAGUUUCGGGGUGAAUUCCGGGUUUUGGAAGGCCGUUCUGAAGUUGGAACACCUAAUGACGAUGGUACUUCGAAGGUGAAGAUCAUGCACAAUGGCGAAGAAAUGUACGCACCGGCGGAGACGAGUGCACCUCAAAGCAGUACGACUCAGAACACCGCCACGCUGGAUAGCCGUGAUGAUGGCUCCUCCGAUGAAGAUGAGACCACAAGGAAAGAUAGGUGUGUUCCACAAGGACUUGCGCCGGGAUCUUGGGGUAGCACAGAGCAAUACAGUAUGGGCGGAAGUCAGGACAGCACGUACGAGUACUUCCCCAAACAAUGGUUGCUUCUCGGUGGUCUCGAACCCAAGUAUAAGACCAUGCACCUCAAGGUUGCCGCAGCCGUCAAGAAGUGGCUACUAUUCCGACCCAUGGUUCCCGAUGAUCGUGAUAUCUUAUUUUCCGCUAAGAUCAAUACACAAGGAGACCCGGAGGUCGACGCUGUGACUGAAUGGGAAGUUACUCAUUUGACAUGCUUCAUUGGUGGUAUGUUUGGUAUGGGCGGAAAAAUCUUCGAUAUCCCUGAGGAUGUAGAAAUUGGAAAAAGAUUGACUGAUGGCUGUGUAUGGGCCUAUGAGAGCACGCCGACCGGCAUCAUGCCUGAAGGUGCCAGUGUUGUUCCGUGUGCCGAGGUGAACAAUUGUCAUUGGAAUGAGACCAUGUACUGGCAAUGGUUAGAUCCCCUCUACGAGUCCCACGACGAGCAGAUGGAAGUGUACGAAGAACAGUUGCGUGUGUGGAAGAAACAACAAGCGCAGAAGGGACAGAAGCCGACGAUGAAAGGACACCAAAAUCUUGGCACAUCCUCUAAAGAGGAAUAUGUUGAUGGCAAAAAGUCGGGUCAAUCCCAAAUUGUUGGUACCCAGAAGACCGAUAACUCGGAUGGAUUGGAGAGUGUCGUCGGAGUUCAGAAAAGGGCCCCACCUAUUCGCGCUUCGACUGACAUCGGCGUAAAUAACGGUCGUGGCUCUGAAAAAUUGAGUCAGACCGCUAAGUUGGAAGAUGCUUUGGAUAUCAACGCAGACAGUAAUACUGUUGUAAAAACUGUCAAGGAUGAUGUCGACCAGACUCCUCUCAAACAGGAGGAGGAAGAAGAAGAAGAAGAAGAAGAGGAAGAAGAGGACCUUCCAGAACCCACGCGUCCCAUGUCGCACGAGGAAUAUGUACAGAACCGUAUUGAGUCGGAUAACCUCCCGCCCGGCUUUGUCAGCGCGAAUUAUCAUGCAUAUAUCCUUCGACCGGAAGCUAUUGAAUCGGUUUGGUACAUGUAUCGCAUCACGGGUGAUACCACGUGGCAAGACAAAGGAUGGAAAAUGUUUAAAUCCAUCGUUAGUCAAACUCGGACGGAUGCUGGUAACAGUGCUAUCGACAACGUCUUGGUGCCCAAUUCUAGCCAAAAAGAUGAGAUGGAAAGUUUCUGGCUUGCUGAAACGCUUAAAUACUUUUAUCUGCUAUAUUCGGAUCCGAAUCUUAUCAGUCUAGACGACUGGGUGUUGAAUACGGAAGCGCAUCCCUUCAGACGACCAACAUGA